UGUUCCGUUCCACAGCUGCUUGCUACAUGAUCUCUCAGGAGCCAGUGUCGGCGUCUUGCUCUCGCGCCUCCACGGAAGAACGUCUUAGGAAUUUCAUCGCGUGAGCAGCAGCAUGCUUUCGCGCAGGCACUGAUUCCAUCUCCCCUCCUAUCGCUUUCCCCUUCCCCUUCCCCUUUGACCUGCCCUUUGACCCUUAACCUCUCCCUCCCUUGACUGCUCCCUCUCUCUCUCUCUCUCUCUCUCUCUCUCUCUCUCUCUCUCUCUCUCUCUCUCUCUGCACCUUCUUGACCAUGUGGCCAUGUGUCUGCCAUCUCCAGCCUCUCCUUACCUUGAUUUCGUUUGCCUUCCUGACUCGAGGGGAGAACUGUCCAGCCACCUGCCUUUGCCCGGACCCCCACACAGUGGACUGUAGUGGCCGGGGGCUGACUCGCCUUCCCGACGACAUCCCGCUGGAUGUGCGCAGGCUCCUGCUCUCCGACAACUGGAUCCCGCACAUUCCAGAGGACUUCUUCCUGCUCUACAGUGACUUGGUGUACCUGGAUCUGCGGAACAACUCACUUUCCCAAAUCGAUCCAGGCACGCUGAGCACCUCUUCCAGGCUGGUAUUCCUGGACCUUGGCAGCAACAACCUGACAGAAAUCCCCCAAGGGGCUUUUGGCGAAUCCCAGAGCCUGAUCAAGUUGCGCUUGGACAACAACCCUCACCUGAGCCAGGUCAACGAGCACGCCUUCCAGGGCUUGACCUCACUGCGAGAACUUGAACUGGAACGCAACGCUCUUUCUGGCCUGGAGGUGGAAGCACUGAGCGAGCUGCCUUCUCUGCGUUUGGUGAGAUUGGAAGGAAACCCCUGGGUGUGCAACUGUAACUUCGCCAACUUCUUCAACUGGCUAAUCGAAAACAGUCACAAGCUUCCAAAUGGGAUUGAAGGUAUGGAGUGCUCCUUGCCCCCAGAUGGCCAUCAGGUGUCUCUCAGUCAGCUGUCCCAGGACAGCUUUCGUGAGUGCCAGAACUCCCUCACUCUCACGGACCUACUCAUCAUCAUCUUCUCGGGCAUCUCAGUGUCGUUGGUGGCCAUCCUGGCCAGCUUCUUCCUGGCUUCCACCGUCCAUUGCUUCCAGCUUUUCAAGGGCAGCAAAGGCGACGAUGAGGACGAGUGAGGAAGGCUCAGUCCCGCAGCCACCGCGUCCCGCUGUAGAUCUGCAGGAUCUGCUUCGGGACAUGCAGGGCAUCAGACCUUUGGCCCCGAGACAGACCAUGUGAAUAAUCGGACACCAGGCACAGAGACGGCUGUGGAGGCUGGCAGGGGAGGACCACGGUUGCAUGAGCGGAUUGCGAACGCAACGUGCUUGUAUGAUUUAAGCAGGCGACUGGAGACUUUGGAAAGUCAUAGUGCUCAAACCUCCAGGGCUUUGGGUGCGGUGUCUGAUUACAAACAAUUCUGCCAUCUAAGCAUAGUCAGCUUUUCAAAUCUCUGUCUUCAGUAAAGCAUUAGGUUAAAUCAUGAUAAUGGAAUCAAAAGUUCCGUUGUGCCAAAUUAGCAAAGAUAAUCAGCUUUCAUCAUCAUUGGCAGAAAACCAAGAGGCUUAGAGAGAAUAUUAUAAAAUCUAAUAGCCAUGUAACACUGAGAUGGAAAACAUUUUCCUGUGUAAAACCCAGUAGCUUCCUGUAUUGUGAGUUCAGGAUGAAUCUUGUGAACCUGGAGCUCAUGAGGGAAUCGCUGUGUCAAAUCCUGCACUUUUUUCCACAUGGUCUGCUGGCCUCAGUCUACAGAGUGGGCUUCACCUGGCUCUACCAAAGAUGAUGUUCAGAGGACUAAUGAGUGAGACGUUUGAUGUGUGUCAAAUAUAGAUUCAUUUUUGCUUUCCAAGAAGUGUGUGGCAUGAUCAAAUUACAUGAUGUAAUUGUGAUAUUGUAUAUUUACCUUAAAUGUGAUUUUGAUUCCAGAUAUUGCUCAAGUGUGCAGGCGAGGAGAAGAAGGGAUGAGAAAGACAGAACUUGCUUUCACGUGUUGCUGAGUGCUACCCAAAAAGUCAUACUGGUAUAACUUUAUGUAUCUGUUGAUUGUCGUCGUGUAUUAACUGAUAGAGGCAUGGAGUGUGGACACCACUGGUUACUGUGGCAUUUAUACGGAAUACAAUGAAGGACUCUUAAGUUCAGCUAGCCUUACACUCCACAUCUUGCUCAGAGGAAGUCUUUCAGAGUAGGCCAGAUAGAGGAAACUGCUGGAUCUUUAGUAUUUUAGUCUCUUCGGUAAAUUGUACGCAUGUGGAGGUCAUGACAUGUUCCUCAGUGAAUACAUCUGAGAAUAUUCCACGUCACUUUGAACCCCAAUUUGUUUCCAUACCGGUGACCCCCAUCUCAUGAUCACAGCAACCCAGCAGCUGAUUUUCCUUGAAUAAAUUUACAUUUUCAUUUAUUUAUUUUGAAAUAAUAAUAAUGUGUGAAUAAUAUUUUGGAUAUGAGAAAUAUAUGGUGGAAGCAUUUUUAAAUUGUCAAGAUAUUUAACCUACAAUAAAAAAAAAAAAAAAAAAAACAACACCCAAACUUUAUAAGAGCUUAGACGAGAUGUUAGAACUUUAUAACAAAAUGAAAUUUCCGUUACAUUUCCUCACACAAUUAAACAGAAUUAUUCCAGAUGUGUCCCCUGGCAUGCAGAGUUGCAUCUCUCAGAAGCAAAUGUCAGAGAAAUGCCAAAAAGGUUCACUGAAAUUAGAGCCACAUUUAACCAGGCACAGAUGACUACAGCGCAGACUCUUACAAGCUCGCCUAUGUAGAGCUCAGCCACUAGCUGAGAACAUUCCUGUAAAGUCAAUAUUCAGAUUUUUCCAGAUAAUAUGAACUGAAUCGAGUUUUAUGUGAUUAAAUAUAGACCCUAAUAUUCCUGACUAUAUUCUGUACUCUCACCUAACAGCGCUCAGUGUGCAUUAUUGAGUAUUAGUGAGCGAAACAUGGACUCAUCCUGCAGACUUUCGCACUGUUGAUGACUGUGCUUGGCACUUCCAUUGCUAUUUUAAAUUUUCAGAGAGAGAGAACGUGUGAGAACGUCACUGCCUGUGUUAGGAGACGGACCGCAGACAUCUUGCCGGAUGUAGCAUUCAUAGCUCAUGUCAGAGGUGUUGUGAGGCCAAGUCGCUAAGGCUCCACAACCAAAAGCUAACCUGCAUUAGGAACAAUGCACAGCUCGAGUGUAUUAUCAUAUAUGUGAUGCUUUCUAUGCACUACGUUUUGAAAGCAAUAUAUAACAUUCAUGCUUCACCUUGGGGUCCAAACCUCCAUGGCAGACGAACAUCUGUUGGUUAUAAUAUUUAGCUUUGUGCUUGUCUGAAGAAAAUAUGGUGUGCACCUGUUCUAUUGUUCUACUGAGUUCAGUAACUGUGUCUUUUGCAGGGAGCAAGAGUGUUAUUUGUCAUAUGUAUGUUGUACCACAUCACUGCUGUUACACUGAAAUGUAAAUGUAUAUGUAUGUAACACUAUGAUAACAUGAAAAAUGUCUGUCCUCAGUCUUAAUAGAACAUUAUGUAUACCAGUAGAUAUCCAACUACUAUGUAGUUACAGUAAAAAACAAACCCAAAUAUCCUUUAUUUUGUUAUUUUUGGGUUAUUUUUCCUGCAUGAUCUUAAGGAGCAAUACACUAAUUUCUUUUUCCCAGAAAACAGUAUACUGUUAAAGAAGAACAUAAAAUAAUAAAUUUAUCCUUUUUUAUAAUUA
Molecule: messenger RNA, 3708 nt
Organism: Electrophorus electricus (electric eel)
Lineage: Eukaryota; Metazoa; Chordata; Actinopteri; Gymnotiformes; Gymnotidae
Gene: lrrc38b
Product: leucine rich repeat containing 38b
Cellular component (GO): voltage-gated potassium channel complex; plasma membrane
Molecular function (GO): voltage-gated potassium channel activity; transmembrane transporter binding; potassium channel activator activity
Source: RefSeq, a predicted model, not a curated record